This is a messenger RNA of Eucalyptus grandis, 2076 nucleotides long. RefSeq names its product glutathione S-transferase U10. The transcript has 2 exons. Lineage: Eukaryota; Viridiplantae; Streptophyta; Magnoliopsida; Myrtales; Myrtaceae. Gene Ontology annotation, molecular function: glutathione transferase activity. Gene Ontology annotation, cellular component: cytoplasm. Gene Ontology annotation, biological process: glutathione metabolic process. The record is from RefSeq and is a predicted model, not a curated record. The coding region runs from base 1250 to 1906 and encodes 218 amino acids.
CGCACUCCCUCUGCCUCUCCCCCCCAUCAGCGACCCCACCUCCGUCGGAUCACCACCACCACAUUCCCAGCCCAUGUCCGCAAGACAAGUUCAUGCGUUCUCCCGAUGUAACGCAUUCGUCAGUAUCGCCAUUGGCGCCCGGCGAAGGAGCGCUCGACCUCGCUUCCGCCGUGUUCAACCUCCCUUCGUUGGUGUUCGGAGACUGCGCCUUCUCGUUCGUCAACCUACAGCCGGAGCCUGCACAGAGGGUCGGAGCGGACGGAGGAUAGACGGUGGUGGUGCAGAAGAGUUUGAACGUCGAGAAUUGGCGGGCGUUGUCGUCGAGCUCGCUUCUGAUGGAGCGUUGCUUCACGUUGUCUUGGAGUAAUUUCUUCAGUAGGUGCGCCUGAGAGGUUUCUUGACGACAUUUAGUGUUCAGGAGUCCGAAAUCCGAAUUGAAAUGUGAACAACUUUUUAUUUUUAUUUAUUGAAUCGACGAUGAAAAAUCAAGUUGCAACCAACCUAGUUCUACACUCAGUGAUGAACAAUACUGCGACAGUACCAUGAACGAUAUUUUCGUUACAGUAACUGAAGCCAAAUCUUCUACUUUUUUCACAUGUCGUAUUUAUGAAAUGGUUCUUCAGUUUUUUCCUCGAGCUGUCUAGGCUGUCUCCAUCUCUCUGCUUGUUAGUUACCACACGUUCCCUCAAUAGAUUCAUUCAUCUAUCGUACUUUCUUCAAGGGUAUGGGCCACUCCACAUCACCUCUGUGACCGUUGAGGGAAAGGUUACGUUGCGGUCGGACUGCGGCGGGCACCGCAACACAACGAUAUGGAAUGCAUCCAUGGUUUUUAUCUGUCCCUUACAGAUCACAGUAAAUUUUGGAGAUUUUGUGUUGUGUUUGUGUACUCAAUUUAGACAAAGUCCCCCAUUAGUUAACGAGCCACGGUGCGGAUAAGUUUUCUUUACGAGGCAAUCUCCUUCGGUCAAAUCACUUGACCCAACCAGAAAAGUCUCUGGUCCACACUCUCCAAGCCAAUCGAGUAUAAAAGUCUUCCUAACUUGAAAAACGCUAUUCAAGAUCUCCGCUCUGCUCAGUUUUCCAACAUUUACAUUUUUUUAAUCGAAUAGUCUUAAUCCUCUCCAACCACCACUUUUGAGCUUUUGACCGAGUCCAAUUUGGAGUGCUUGGUGUGUACAUCAAGAGGAAGAGUUCGAAAAGACUAUAAAUUGCUGCAUUGGCAUUCAGCAGAACACACCGUGAGAGACAGAUGGAUGAGAACAGCGAGGUUGUACUGCUAGGGACGUUUGGUAGUUCCAGCAAGCGGGUCGAGCUCGCCCUUAAACUUAAGGGCAUUCCUUUCGCGUACGUGGAGGAAGACCUGAAGAACAAGAGCGACUUGCUGCUCCGCUCCAACCCCGUCCACCAGAAAGUGCCAGUGCUCCUGCACGAUGGCCGCCCGAUCUGCGAGUCGCUUCUCAUCCUCGAAUACAUCGAGGAGUACUGGAGCAAUGCCCCCAAGCUCCUCCCUGAGGAUCCUUACACUAGGUCACGAAUCCGCUUUUGGGCGGAUUUCUACGAUCAAAAGGUGAAGCGGGCAACGUACCUCGUCCUCCAGACCAAAGGGAAGGAUCAAGAUAAGGCUCGAGAAGACCUCGUUGAGCAGCUGAGGGUGUUCGAGGAGGGCAUUCAGAGGGACUUUCCUUCAAAAUCUCCAUUCUUCAAUGGUGAGAACUUGAGCUUUUUGGGCAUAGUGGUCGGUGUAAGUGCUUGCAACUACCAAGCCUUUGAGGAGGCCACUGGCAAGAUCAGCGACCGAGAGAGGAAUGCAUUGUUCUUCUCUUGGGCGGAUGAAUUGAAGGCACACCCUUUCAUGAGCGAGAAUCUCCCACCUCAUGACAAGCUGGUUGCCAAAAUGAAGACCUAGUUCUUCCGAACUCCAAAAGUCUAGAAUGCAAGUCUUCUCAGUAUUGUUUGUAUUGCUUCUCACAGGUGUGUAUCAAGGCCAUCGCAAUUAGCAGGGCGUUGUGCUAUACAUUGUAAAAUACUUUUAAUGAAACACGCCACUGCUACGAUAGCACCUUAUUUUGUGAGAUC